UCUACCUAACCUACGGUUUGCGGGGAAGGAACCCAAUGAUUGGCGGAAUGGCCGGGCCGCAAUAGCCGCAGAGGAGAACCGUUCCUGCAAUACAUCCACUGACUAGAACUUACAUCAUGGAUUCAUUCAUUCAUCCCUCCGACACUAGCAGUAUUUCUCCCGACUGAACUCAUCUCCCGUCAUGACCCAUUCUCGUCAUCUUGCGACAGUCUUGUCGCGGUCCUAUCCCUGGGUAACUGCCCCCUUCCUGGUCAGCGCUCCGAUGCGCGUGAUGGCCGGCCCAGCGUUGGCCGUCAGCGUCUCACAGGCUGGCGGCCUCGGCUUUCUGGGGCCUGGAGUGAAGACCCAGGAUUUGCUGGCUGAUUUGCAAGACACCUCCGAUCGCAUCAAAGCACUGCCGCAGCGAGUUUCUUUUUCUGAACGCUCUCUCCUGCCUGUCGGGGUCGGGUUUCAGCUGUGGAGCGAUGACCUGGACAUUGCGAUUACGGCGAUAGAGCGAUUCAAGCCCUGUGCCGCAUGGCUCUACGCCCCGCGCGAGGGUCCCGGGGAAUACGAUGUGUGGUCGCGUCGGAUUCGCACAGUAUCGGCCCAAACCCAGAUCUGGAUUCAAAUUGGGACUCUGGCCGAGGCAAGGGAGCUACUGCACAGUCAGGAGUUGCCCGACGUGAUUGUGGUACAGGGAGCAGAGGCUGGAGGUCACGGUCGGGCCCACGACGGGCUGGGAUUAAUCACUCUUCUCCCCGAAGUCGCUGAUCUGGUGGCCGGCCGAGUGCCCCUGUUUGCUGCAGGAGGCAUUGCGGACGGGCGCGGUGCUGCAGCUGCGCUCUGUCUAGGAGCAUCGGGGGUGGUGAUGGGCACGCGAUUCCUGGCGUCGGAGGAAGCCCGCAUCAGUGGCGGAUACCAGCAGGAAAUCAUACGGGCCAGCGACGGGGCAGCCUCCACCACCAGGACUCUACUGUACAACCACUUACGUGGUACCAUGGGCUGGCCAUCGCAUUACAGCCCCCGAACCAUCACCAACCGGUCCUUUGUUGAACAUCAACAGGGGCGACCGUUUGCCGAGCUCAAGGCACUCCACGACGAAGCCCUCAAAGCGGGCGAUCAAGGCUGGGGACCAGCUGGUCGGUUGGCCACCUAUGCUGGAGCGUCUAUCGGCUUGAUCCAUGAGGUCAAAAGUGCGGCCACCACUGUUCGGGAGAUCCAGGAAGAGGUGCGAGCGAAGCUACCUAGCUUGUAGUGUUACACAAGUCAAUUCUUAGUGAUAAUCAAUCCUAAUCAACAAUCAUCCAUCCAUCCAUCUAUCCAUCCACUCACUCCUGCGAUGCAAACACUGCAAUGCAAACACGGGGAAUACGGGAGGUGAUGACGUCACUAUCUGUCACUCAUGCUUUCAUUCUACUUUGGUCAGCAAUUCAUUCAUUCAUUCAUUCAUU
Messenger RNA from Aspergillus homomorphus CBS 101889, 1433 nucleotides. RefSeq names its product nitronate monooxygenase. The transcript has a single exon. The record is from RefSeq and is a predicted model, not a curated record. Lineage: Eukaryota; Fungi; Ascomycota; Eurotiomycetes; Eurotiales; Aspergillaceae. Bases 182 to 1237 code for a protein of 351 amino acids. Gene Ontology annotation, molecular function: nitronate monooxygenase activity.